UGCCCGGGAUGUUGCUGAGGACAGGAUGAUGGCCAGACUAUACUGUGUGGUAGUCACCCUACUGCUGCUGGCAGAGGUCUCUGGGUUCGAAGAAGGGGCAACCAAUCCUGGGGUUGUGGCCAGAAUCACCAGAAAAGGCCUUGCAUAUGCCCGCCAACUCGGAGUAGCCAUCCUGAAGAAGGAGCUGUCCACAAUCAAGUUGCCUGAUUUCUCAGGAAGCUUCAAAGUCAGCUGGAUUAAAACUGUGAGCUAUGACUUUUACAGACUGACGAUCCAUCGCUUCGAGCUCAGGAACUCGGAUUUGAGGCUACGCCCAAGGCAGGGGGUCAGAGCAUCCCUAUCCAAUAACUACAUGUUUGUCAGUGGGAACUGGAAGGUGAAAAAGGCUUUCGUCACCCUAGAUGGUACUUUCGAUGUGAAUGUGGAUGGCAUUUCCAUCUCAGUCUCUCUGAACUUGGGCAAGGACCAGUCUGGACGGCCCACUGCCUCUGUGGCCCACUGCCGCAACUCCAUUGGCCACAUCAGCGUUGACAUUUCUGGACAACUAAGCUGGAUCCUGAACCUCCUCCAUAAAAGAAUUGAAAACAAUUUCAAAAAUAUCUUGGAACAAAAGAUCCGCGAAAUGGUCAGGAAGUCAACCACCUCUCACCUGGAGCCCUAUCUCCGGACUCCGCCAGUUAGCUCAAGGAUUGAUCAGGUUGCCGGCAUUGACUACAGUUUAGUAGGUGCUCCCAAAGUGACUUCUCAAGUCCUAGACACACCCUUCAAGGAACCUUGGGAGGGCGAUGUGUCCUUCUGUCUCCAGGGUGAAUUCUUUGGCCAAAACUGGCACUCCCCAGCCCUCUUCGAUGCUCCGCCCAUCAGGCUGCCCGAGAAACAUGACCACAUGGUCUACUUUGCUGUCUCUGAAUAUGUCUUCAACACAGCCAGCCGGGUUUACCACCAGGCUGGGCUCAUGAACUUCACCAUCCAAAACCACCACAUUCCCCCUGGACUCUCCAAUCCACCUGCACACCAGCUCAUUCCGGGCCAUUAUUCCUCAGCUGGCUAGGUUGUACCCCAAUAUGGAGCUAGAGCUUGAGACAUCACCUGAAUCAGCUCCAUUCCUGAUGUUCACCUGUGGGAGUGUGACCCUCCUGCCGGUGAUAGACAUCCAGGCCUUUGCUCUCCUGCCCACCUCCUCUGACCGCAAGCCACUCUUCCAGCUCAGGGUGUAAGCUGAAAUUGGAACUGAAACCCCCCAACAUCCAUUUCAUCAACGUGGAGCUGAUGGAAGCCAUCUUCAAUUACUAUGCGCUCCACACAUUAUACACCUCUCUCAACGCAAAGCUUGAGGAGGGCUUCCCUCUCCCUCUGCCAAGGGACACCCACCUCAACAGUUUGGAGCUCCAAGUCCAUGAGGUCAAUGAGACGUGGGGUCUGGGUGGGAAGCUCUAAGACCUCCUGGGAGGGCUGCUUCGGGGCUGGUAGCAUUAGGGGGAGCCCCUGACUCCUACUCACAUCCUGGACCUAAUGCUCAUCGGAAAAAAUAUUUUAAAUUUUGGAGCACAGAUGGCAAGUGUUGAUUGUGUGGAAUCUUGACUUCCACAUAAGCUCAGUUUCCAGUAAUUCAGUUCAAUCACAUCAACUGAAUAUCAACAGUGUGCAGGGCCCAUUAGCCACGUAUGGCAGGAAGGGGUCAGAUUAGAUGCACCACUUCUGGGUCAAUGAGCCAGAAGCUCCUGGGUGGUGUGAGAGUGUCCCCGGGGACACCAGCCAGCCUUACCACCUACAGCAGCAAGGCCUGGUCCUGGAGCAAAACUGACCAGGCCUUUUAGGGCAAGCAACACCUCAGGAGCAAGGACAGGGACAAUGACAGUUCACUCUAUAACUCCAGAGGUACCAACGUCUUCACUGCCCAUAGUAUAUUCUAAGGUAAUCCUGGACUACAUCCUCAUAAACUAAUUAUGUGAGGGGGUAAAUUCUGGCAGCACCCAGACGUGCAUUGUUCUCCUGGGAGAAACAACUUUUGGAGGGGGACAGUGACAUUCAUGCGUGUCUUCCAGAAAUCAGACUAUUGGGAAAUGCAAAUAAAUUCCUGGGGUCAGGCAGCUAAGAGGGACAGUGUUUUCUAAAGCCCUCCCAGGCCUGAAGGCUGGGUUUUUGCCCUGACCUGGUUUUCGGGUCAAGUGAGAACUUGCCUCUCCCACUGAAGCUUUCUCUUUCAGGGAGCCCCAUGCUCCGCGGCUCAGAAAAUGAUCUUUCUGGUGGGUCCUUUUUGCCUCCUCUCCAGAACUUCUUGCUCUUGGGGGCCAACCUUGAUUAGGCUGAACACUGAGGAAGGAGCAACGUGGCUGGAGGAGGGGACGACAUCACAGCUGGGCCUGCCCCUGCCCCUGCCCCUGUAGGGGUCCGAAGGUUGUGGUCACUCUGCCUCCACCCCCAUGAGGACCUCCUCCACAUGGACGCUCGUCACCGGGGAGCCUGGGACACCCGAACACACACCUGACCGUGGCAUGCCUUCCCCGCCUUUCUCUUCCUCUUUCCUGUCCCCUUCGCAGCUGUCCUUAGCCUUACUCUGGGCAGCCUCUAGAAUAAACUUCAGUGAGCCGUGUCCAGUCACCACAGAGCUCAAAGCACCCUGCUCAGCAUUCAACAUGAGCUUAGUCGUACGUGUCCUUUGUUGUGGUUACAGGAGCAGAAGUGAGACAACGUGCGCUUAGAGCCUUGUGUUGCUGCUUCCUUGGUGCAUAAUAUUUAUCGAGAUGGGAGCAGAGACCACCCAGCCGCUAUAUGAGUUCCACAUUUAUUCAACAAACCUCGAUCUCAAUUUGCUAAUGAUCGUCCGGCACUGGCUUCUGUCUCUGGGCUUGGUGCUGCGGGAGGAGGGUGUCAAAGAGAAGAAAACACAUGGUCUCUGUCUUCACCAAGCUUACGGCCAAAAACAGGGGCCAGAAGACUUUUUCUAUAAAGGGCCAGAGAGCAGAUCUUUUAGGUUUUUACCACACAUCUAGUCUCCGCCGGGAAUACUCCUCACGGCCACUGUAGCAGAGAACAGCCAGACAGCGAGCAAGUGGGCGUGGCUGUGUCCCAAUAAAACUUUGUUUGCAAAAACAGACAGCAGGCCAGAUCCAAGCCGCGGACCACGGUGUGCCCACCGGUGGUCUAGAAGAACACAUAGGAUUUAUGCCGUGAAUACAAGCCUGGUUUUCAAUUAGGAGAUGUGCUAACAUAUCCUACCUGGGUCACAAGAGUAAUAAAGAGCACAAGCUGGAGGCAAGUCUGGCCUGCUUUCAAAUCAUGGCUCCCUCUCCUUGGCUCUCCAUGAUUCACGAAAUCUCUCCGAACCCCCGGAAUCUUCAGUUUCAAUAUAGCACGAGCAGUGGCCAAGGACCAGGCCACCCGAAGCCUUCUGCUCAACCUUAAACGUGUCGAAUGACUUAGUUGUACUUGUCAUUUGACGUCAUGACAUGGGGAAGGCGGGAGGUUGAAAUAAAUUAUUUGGAAAGUGCUCAGGGCAAUUCUUGGCCCGUGCUGCGCCAGAUCAAUAAACUAGCGCUGUCAUCAUCA
Molecule: messenger RNA, 3549 nt
Organism: Callorhinus ursinus (northern fur seal)
Lineage: Eukaryota; Metazoa; Chordata; Mammalia; Carnivora; Otariidae
Source: RefSeq, a predicted model, not a curated record